AUGACUUUUGCGGCAACGCAAAUUGCGACCACAAUUAAGAACGAACCUCAAAGCGCUGAAGAGUGUAAUGCUGUAAUAGUUCGGUUUCGUGCGCGACGAAACUCUUCAUGCCAAACUACGGAGUGCCAGAAGAGCUUCGUUAAAAAGGAUUUUUGCUGUUUGCCCCGACCUCUGAGAAUGUCAAUAUCACAAAGUCACUCGUUGUCUAACCAUGACCACCGAAAUUGGACAAACUAUCGAUUCUAUUUACUGGUCACUCACAUUUGCCACCUCAGCUACGAAUUAAACAGCUUGUCCAGAACUGGGAAAGUUUUGAACCUCAAUAUCUCACAAGACUUCCACGGAUUCAUCACGUCGAUAGGGUUCUCAAGACGAUUGGACAGUCUGCUCAGAUUGUGUCGCAAGGCCCUAGCAUUGUCAAGACACUGGUACUCAACCAGAGUCACGGGUAUCAACGGUGUUACCACAAACGGCGUAAAAGGGGAUAACUCUGCGGUCCUCGACAGUUUACUAGGCAGCAUAUUUCACAUUUCUAAUACCGGGAUCUUUGCUCUCGCCGGGGAAGCCUUGUCUCACGAUCUUCGCCUCGACGCAGCUUUCUUCCAGUCUCAGAGCCCUCCCGAAGAGAUUGCUGAGGUCCUUGAUUUGUUCACCAACUUCUACCGUUUUCACCCCAGCCUCACAUCAACCAUAGUCACUGCUGCUGGUGCCGUUGGCACAAUCCCCUCAGCAUAUCCCGGAACACUCAUUUCCAAAAUUCUCGCUGGUACUCCUUUGCUAGCUAGCACAGCGCCAUUCUCCUCUGACCAUCCCAGUAGCGGGAUGCUAAAUGGCAUUCUGGCAAACGCUCGACACAGCAUGCUGGAAAUGCUCGACAAGACGCUCGCUCUAGUGUCAGUUUCCAAAGAAUGGAUGAAAAAAAUCCCUAACGUGUCCACUACGGAGGAAGAAGUCGCUCGGUGCGCAGCCUUUCAGAAACAGGCCCUGAUGUCUUGCAGAAUGGCCUUGGAAAAUUCGCGUCUUGCCAACAACGCCUUCAUGAACUCUAAUGGGUGCGCCAGAGAGGAAAUUAAUCGUUUCGAGAGCGAGAUUGCUCUGCUUAAAAACAGAGUCUUGAGCGUAGAAACUCAAUACGAUCAGGAGAUUAAGCAAGCGCGCCCACCUCAGUUCGCGAUGUUUCAAAACUUGGGACUCAGCCAGCCCACUGAUGGCACGAAAAUCGACGAGCCUAAAGCGCUUAGGGACUCUGAAAUAGUCAAGCUCAGAAAUCAGAUCGUUAAACGCACUCAGGACUUACAAACCAUCAACCAAUCUAUGACAAAUUUAGGCUUAUGGGUCGAACUCUGCGAGCGGGCAGGUGGUUAUCUUGGGUCUAUUUACAACAUUAUUACAGCUAUUGGAUAUAGCAAUGAUACUGAUGCCGUCGCAUUCAAGGAACUGAUGGGAAUCCAGUGGGAUCAGAUCCACAAGGAGGCUAAGGAGGUGAAAUCGUUUCUGCAGCCUAGGCAGUGA
Messenger RNA from Trichoderma harzianum CBS 226.95, 1512 nucleotides. RefSeq lists its product as hypothetical. The transcript is spliced from 2 exons. Bases 1 to 1512 code for a protein of 503 amino acids. Lineage: Eukaryota; Fungi; Ascomycota; Sordariomycetes; Hypocreales; Hypocreaceae. The record is from RefSeq and is a predicted model, not a curated record.